Messenger RNA from Colletotrichum acutatum, 1960 nucleotides. RefSeq lists its product as uncharacterized. The record is from RefSeq and is a predicted model, not a curated record. The transcript is spliced from 3 exons. Lineage: Eukaryota; Fungi; Ascomycota; Sordariomycetes; Glomerellales; Glomerellaceae. The coding region runs from base 177 to 1847 and encodes 556 amino acids.
CCAAGGCUACGUACUUGGUCCGCGGACUGGGAGCCUUCUUAUGAAAUUCAGCCUCAAGAAGGCGACGAGGGGCGGAGCUUGUUGGGCUUUCUUGGGUUAUGAGGAGGACUCCAAGGCAGUUCGUUUCUUGCGGGAAGAUCUCGUUCGGUUGUUGAAGACUUAAGAAAUUGUACAAAAUGGCAUCAGAACAUAUGCCCGCCUUCGAAAUUCUGGGGAACACCUUUUGGGCGUCGCCAGCACAGAGUUAUACAAUCAACGAACUCGGUAUGGGUAUGGCGAAGGGAGAAAAAGAAACGAGACCCCGAGCGGCUCGAAUCCCAGCGGAAACCUGGGAGAAAAUGAGGUCGAACAUCUGUGAAGAAUAUAAGACGAAGACUCUUGAGGAACUGAUUAAGUUUAUUAAAGAUGCAUAUGGCCUGAACGUUACGAAACGCCAACUUGUCUACAGGCUAGGACUUUGGGGAUGCGGAAAGUACAACCUCAAGGAUUACAAAGGCGAACAAGGUAACGAGGACUCCGACCACAACGAUGAAGAAUUCGGCCCAGAUGGCGGUCACGUCAACGAGGCUACCAACGCCUUGUGGCCCACAUCCUGUUUCGAGGCGGGCUCCUACGCGUACGAUCAAGUCAACCAAAACAUCCGAGCAGCGACUGCAAUCUUCGCUGCCGGUGGCGGUAGCGAUGGGUUCGCUUGGACCGCAUAUAAGGACGGCUCACUCAACACCGUUGGGCACGCAAACCGUCUUGUUGCUCUAUGUCGAUCAGCCGAGACGGAAGAACAAUUUCAGGAAUCGUUGGGUGCCCUGGAGCCACACAAGCUUCGGUCAGGUGAUCAACAUAUCCUGAUGUAUGUCCAUGUCUUGGAAAGCAUGAACGAUGAGAGAUAUAGGAACGACAGAUACCAAUUGGAAGGUCCUAUGGCGAGAAACCUCGCCUACGCCGUUUCUGCAAUCCUCGAUAGCUCUGGGAAAGGCUUCCUGCUUAAGGAAGAUGGCACUGUUGAUCUUUUUGCUUUCCAAUUGCUAGACGUCAUCUAUGAACGCUAUUCAGCGCAUCUAGACAAGUCGCAAGAAGGCAAGCUACGAAUCCUCCUGGAUUGCCUGGAAGGCUGGGUCCUCUCGCGAGACAAGAAUGGGGCGACGACGUCUGCGGCCCUCGAUACACUGAGGAAGUGCGUGCAGUGGUGCUACCAGAUGCUUGAAAAAGUCUGCAACGAUUUUGCCAAGACCAAGCGGCCAGUUCUUUGCUGCGCCGAUAGCCAGGAUGAUUUGAUAUGGAAGGAGCACCUUGAAGUGUACGGGACGUUAUGGUACAGACUCGCUUCGCAGCAAGAAGAUGAAAGGGCCGGGAAUGUCGAACGAGAGGAAGAAGGAGAAGAAGAAGGUGCUGACGGGCUUGGGUGGGCCCGUCAUGCCAGGGAGUAUCUCGGCAUCUCGCACGCAGAGGUGCUCUCGUAUGUGUGCUGGGUCUUCGUGAAUCACGAGGCGAGCAGCAUCAUCAUGCACGGUACGGGAACCGUCGACAUGACGACGACGGCGGCGGCGGCAAAUGGGUAUUACGGCGGACUGGGGGGGAAUGGUUACAAUGAGUCAUCUCCGGAGAGCUUGUUCCUGCGAGUCAAGGCCGCGGCUAAUGUGAUGACCGGAGCCGAGCCGAGGGACUUGUGGCAUGGAUUUCUGUAUGCCUUCAAGGAUUUCAACGACCUUACGGGCGGCAACGAUGCGUUUGGAGACGUCGCGGCGAGGGCGGCGGAAUAUAAGCGUUUCAGGGGAUGGAUCGUGGCCGAGUUUGCGGGCUUUGUGAGGGACGCCCUGAAUGAGCUUGAGAUUAGUCUUUUAGAUUUGUAAGGCAAGCGAAGCAAGAGAUUCUUUGUAUUGUACGUGUCCGUGUAUGAAUGAAAGAUGAGGCAGUUCUCAUGGUGAAAUGUUCCAUCAUGAUCUCACAAGCUGUGAUCCCAAUA